Cuscuta campestris is the source of this 2235-nucleotide messenger RNA. The record is from the annotation of a GenBank genome assembly. Lineage: Eukaryota; Viridiplantae; Streptophyta; Magnoliopsida; Solanales; Convolvulaceae.
UUUAAUACGGAGUAUUUUAUUUACAAAUUAGUAUAAAAAUAAAAAUACAAAUUAUGUAUUUAAAAAAAAUUAUACAAAAAUUUUACAAAAUAAAUGGUGAUAAGAAUAUUUUAUUUUAUCAAUCUGUAAUUCUCUAUCAAAAAAUACAUUAAAUCAAAUAAAAAUUAUGCCAUAAUACAUUCAAUUUCACCUGUUCUAAAGCCCCUCGGCUUCAUACCUCCCGCCGCAAACCAGCCCUCCUCCACUCUCAGCGACGUCCCCUUACGCUGCCAGCCCACUCGCCGUGCCUCCGCCUCAGACCAACGCCCCCACUCGCCGUACCUCCAACGACGCCGGCCACCUCCAAACGACGACGUCUCCCUUCCAAACGAAGACGCUUCCGGCCCGCCCACCUACGGCAGAUUUCCGUCCACAUUUGCCUCAGCCUUCUCCCGGUUUUGGACGCCCUCCCUCCAGCCUUUUCUCCUAAACCCACCCUUUGAAUCAGGCCUCUGCUACCUUAAACGUUCUCCAUAGAGUAGUGACCUAAGCGUAGUGGAUUGCCUGCUUGGUGUUUGUUGGAAAGUUUAAACGAGAAGUUCGCUGUUGAUAUGGAGGAAGCAACGGAACAAAAGAAGAAAAGCGAGACGAAUAAGGUGCCAGUACUGCCAUGGAUGAGAAGCCCAGUUGAUAUUUCUGUGAUUGAUGAGUGCCCUCUCAACCAUCUCCCCUUUCUUGACCCCAGGUUGGAGGCAGCUUUGAAGGAAAUGAGCAUAACUUCUCUCUUUCCAGUACAAGUUGCUGUUUGGCAAGAGACGAUUGGACCUGGCUCUUUUGAGCGAGACCUUUGUAUAAAUUCUCCUACUGGGAGUGGGAAAACUAUUUCCUAUGCAUUGCCAAUUGUGCAGAUGCUUUCAAAUCGUGCUGUAAAAUGUCUCCGUGCAUUGGUGGUGUUGCCCACUCGUGACCUGGCCCUACAGGUUAAGGAAGUUUUUGAGGCUCUUGCACCAGCAGUAAAUUUAUCUGUUGGCUUAGCAGUUGGGCAAUCUUCCAUAGCUGAUGAAAUUUCACAGCUUAUAAAGAAACCAAAGUUUGAUAAAGGCAUAUGUUAUGAUCCAGAAGAUUUUCCUCAGGAAUUGCAGAGUGGUGUAGACAUACUUGUAGCAACACCAGGAAGGCUGAUGGACCACAUUUACAAUACCAAGGGGUUUACGCUUGAGCAUUUAUGUUACCUUGUUGUUGAUGAAACAGAUCGGUUACUUAGGGAGGCAUAUCAAUCCUGGCUCCCCACUGUCCUCCAUUUGACUCGUUCUUGUGAUACGCUAUUCCCUUCUGACAAUUUUUCUCCCUGUGCUUUUAGUGCCUUGAAGACAAUUCGGAGAUUCGGUGUUGAAAGAGGAUUCAAGGGUAAACCUUUCCCAAGGCUCGUGAAGAUGGUCUUGUCUGCGACAUUAACCCAAGACCCCAGCAAACUAGCUCAGCUUGAUCUUCAUCAUCCUCUGUUCCUAACAACAGGGGACAUGCGCUAUAAGCUCCCCAAACAUCUAAAAUCAUUUAAAGUGAUAUGCGAAUCAUCACUAAAACCACUAUACCUGAUAGCUCUUCUUAAAGCUUUGAAAGGGGAGAAAUCCAUCGUAUUCACUUCAUCUGUGGAAUCAACUCACAGACUAUGCACCUUGCUUAACUUUUUUACUGAUUUGCAAAUUCAGAUCAAGGAGUAUUCACGUCUUCAGCGACAGUCAACAAGGAGCAAGACACUAAGAGCCUUCCGCGAGGGUGAAGUUCAAGUACUCAUUUCUUCUGAUGCAAUGACACGUGGAAUGGACGUUGAAGGAGUGAGAAAUGUUAUUAAUUAUGAUAUGCCUGCAUAUGUAAAGACCUAUAUACACCGGGCUGGACGAACUGCAAGAGCUGGACAAAUUGGAAACUGCUUCACAUUGUUGCGUAAAGAUGAGGUCAAGAGAUUCAACAAAAUACUACAAAAGGCAGACAAUGAUUCUUGCCCCUCUCAUCCUAUUGAAUCACAAGCAAUAGAGUCGCUUCGGCCCGUAUAUACGUCAGCUUUGGAGAAAUUGAAAGAAAGCGUGGAAUCCGAAAAAUACAAGAAGCGGCGUCCGAGUUCGAAGCCUUCUAAAACGGGUAAACGGGACCGGGAGUAGUCCCAACUUGAAAGAGAGCUUUGGAACCCAAUGUAUUGAACAUCCAUUGAUCAAUUGCAUGCAAGUUUUCACACUCCAAUACAUUAAUGUAGGUAAC